UAAUGGCGUCGUCAUGAGAUCUGUGUGGAUAUACUGGAUAAUAAUAGCAGGCGUAUUUACACAUUUUGCAUACGGAAAAUUAGCUCAUUGGAGAAACAUCACCUUUGAUUUCCUGGAAGAUCAGUAUGUUAAUACUACAAAAAUGUCUUGGUGGGACGCCGCAAAAUCGGCGUGCGAGGAUGGAGUUCUUUUGCCGCAUUUUAACAUAUCAUGGAAUCUUUUCACGGCAAUGGACGAAAUGACUUAUUACUGGGUCGGUGCCCUGGAAGUGUACACCCCUUGGAAGUGGACAGAGGACAUAUCUCUGUUGUUUGUGAUCAGAGGAUCUUUGAAUGUUUCUGACUACUCAAGAAUAACCGUACACGAUAACGAGCCAUAUCGGUGUUACACGAAAUGCAAACGGGGACCAGUGGGUUUACAGGGCAAAUAUUGUUACUGUUUGAAUAGGAAUAUUGAUACAACGACGCACGUUGAAGAAAUUCGAUGUCCUGGAUCGUAUGAACAGUUCUGUGGAAGUGAGAGCACAAUGUCGGUUUAUAAUCUGGAUAUUCCUGGAAGCUUGCCGUUUCUUCCUACUGAUUAUUCCACGUGUGGUUAUUUCUAUGGCCGCUAUCGGCGAUAUUACAGGCUCAAAUUUGACAAAUCCUGCGAAAAUGAUAUGUACUAUGCGUGUCCAGAAUCUGCGUUCAGGAUCACCAACAGCCGUAAAUGUUACAAUGAAGUCUGCAUAUCACGUAAAAAGAAAAAAUGGCAAUAUGCGAUGAAGGACUGUGGAAACAAUCUUAUUAAAUUAACGACUAAUACGACACAGACUCUAAAGACACUUAUUUCUCAAACGGCUUCAAAGUGGAUCGGCACACAUUCCAAACACUGGAUCGGGCUCGAGCGACACGUGACGAGAAAAUGGAUUAAUGGUACAGAUUUCGAGUACAGUAUUUAUGAAGAAAGUAAUGACGAUGGACCCAAAUGUAUCGCUCUGUACAAAUGGUAUACAGGGGAUCUAUACGUUGACACGGUAACUUGCUCGACGAAUCUUAAAGCGAUUUGCCAAAUAUACAAACCCAAACCAACAACCGUGUCUACGUCAAAGCCAACCACAGUACGCACAACGUCAACCACGAUGUCUACGACAACACAUACCUCGUUUACUGAGAAGAGUAGUCUCCAAUCAGACCAGACAGGACACCCGAGGUCUACACAGGCAAUAGCUGGUUCAACUGAAUCGCAGCAACAGCUGAGCCCGAAGAGUGGUUCAAGUGGCAUAAUUGCUGGUGUUGCUGUUGGUAUAAUAGCACUGCUUGUAUUAGCUGGAGUUGUUGUACUUAUCUGGAUGAAAAGAAGCAAGAGAUUUCUUUUCAAGUCCGCUAAACUGGAUCAUCAAACAAGAGCUGCAUCACCAGUCCAUGCUACAGCCUCAGUACCUAACACCUAUGAGCAAUAUGACAACAAUGCAAACAACAGAAUCCAAUAUGAAAAUGUGGCGUACUGUGCUCAGCCAAACACGAACGCCUUGCGUGGUCCAAUCGCUGUUUCAUCCAUCGACUACAACCUUGCUGCUGCAGAUGACACACUACAAGGACCUCGUGAUUUAGCGGAUCUACCCAAUGGCGUCAGGCCACGUGAUGACUACGAACUGGCGGGUCCAGAUGACGCAAAGCCAGAAACGGCUUAUGCAGCAGAUUCGUCCAGUUACGCCUGUCCAGGUGAUUACUUUGAACUGGAGGGUCCAGGUGACUCUGGACCAGAAACAGAUGACUAUGAACUGGAAGGUCCAGCAGACACAGCUGAGUACGCAGUAGUGGACAGUAAAAUCGCUUCUGAGGAAUACAACAGUCUACACGAGACACAACGUGACAGAAACCUAGAUCUAAACUACAGCCACAUUGGUGCAGCUGAGCUAACUGGAGAUCUGUACGACACGACAGAACCUACACCACACGGACGAACGGACAAUGAUAUGUACAGCCACAUCAAGGGAGACAGAUUUGAAGACGAGGAUAUGUACAACCAUACGGAUGGGUCUGAUGACCUACCAGAGCAGUAUGAUCCAGAAUACAACCACAUUACUACUAAGUAGAUACAUGUACUAGUAUUUGUCGGCCAGAUCAUACAGAUAAUAUACAAUUUAUAUAAUAUGUGCUUUGUAACUAUGGCAGUUCUACAUACCAAUCACAUGCUAUAACAGACAAUUCAUAUAUUACUGAUACAAUCGAAAGAUUACGUCUUUAAAAUGUGUAAUACUCACAGUCCAAACCAAUUAUAUUAGAGAUUAUAGACUUAUAUUGAUACACUCUAAAUAAUACAUGAUUUGGCAAACAUAGAGACUAAGCAUAUUAUGUUACAGAGAAUACGUUUGUAAUCUGGAUAAUAUAUUUUCGGUAAAUAUGGCAAACCUGUAUUUACAGAGAAUACAUCUGUAUUAAUACAUGUGAGAUAAUACCAUUUGUAAAUAAGGCAAACCUAGAUAAUAUGCAAAUUAUAUACCAGAGAAUACAUUUUUUUAUUAUUAUUGAUUUAAUCAGGAUAAUACAUGUUUUGUAAAUAUGGCAAAACUGUACUUACAAAGAAUAAAUUCAUAUUGAUGCAUGUGAGAUAAUAAUAUUUGCAAAUAAGGCAAACCUAAAGACUAAGCAAAUUAUGUAACAGAGAAUACAUUGUUAUUGAUCAGUUUGAGAUAAUACUGUUUGUAAAGGAAAACCUAUAUAUAUAUACAUACAGAUACUUUGUUUAUAUUGAUACAUGAUUAAUAAUACGAUUUGUAAAUAAAGCAAACCUAGAAACUAAGCAAAUUAUGAAACAGAGAAUAUAUUUGUAUUGUAGCAAUCUGGAUAAUGCAUGCUUUGUAAAAAUAGCAAACCAAUAUGUACAGAUGUUGUACCUAGAAACUAAGCAAAGUAUGUAACAAAGAAUAUAUUUGUAUUGAAGCAAUCUGGAUAAAGCAUGUUUUAUGAAAAUGGCAAACCUCUAUAUACAAAGACUAUGUUUAUAUUGAUACAUUUGACAUAAUACAAUUUGUAAAUAAGGUAA
Molecule: messenger RNA, 3027 nt
Organism: Gigantopelta aegis
Lineage: Eukaryota; Metazoa; Mollusca; Gastropoda; Neomphalida; Peltospiridae
Exons: 11
Coding region: 14-2077 (687 amino acids)
Source: RefSeq, a predicted model, not a curated record